GGAAGAGGAAGAGGAAGAGGAAGAGGAGGAGGAGGAGGAGGAGGAGGAGGAGAGGGAAUGCGACUGCUGGAUGUGGAGCUCUGACCGUGGAGCGCCGAGGACCCGGAGCUUUUUUUUUUCUUCUACGGGACUGUUUGGACGUCUCGUCGCUGUAAGCCAGUAAGAUGCAGCGCUAAUGAGCACCCGUCUGCCUUUAGAUGAGUGAAGCACAACAAAGACAGCCGAACAUCAACAGACACCAGUAACAGUGGAAUAUAUAGGCAGUUACUCCGGAGGGACCUCAGAGACGCACAUUUUCCACUAUGAACCGCGCCUUCAACAGGAAAAAAGAUAAAUCAUGGAUGCACACCCCGGAAGCACUGGCCAAGCACUACAUCCCCUACAAUGUCAAGUUCCUUGGAAACACAGAGGUUGAAGCCCCAAAAGGCACAGAGGUCGUAAAGGAUGCAGUCCGAAAGCUGAAGUUUCAGAGACAUAUCAAGAAGUCAGAGGGACAGAAGACCCCUAAAGUGGAACUACAGAUCUCCAUUUAUGGUGUGAAGAUACUAGAUCUCAAGACAAAAGAUGUGCAGCAUAACUGUCAGUUACACAGGAUCUCCUUUUGUGCAGAUGACAAAACGGAUAAAAGGAUUUUUACUUUUAUCUGUAAAGACUCUGAGUCCAACAAACACCUCUGCUAUGUGUUUGACAGUGAAAAGUGUGCAGAAGAAAUUACUCUAACGAUCGGUCAGGCCUUUGACUUGGCAUACAAGAAGUUCCUGGAGUCUGGAGGCAAAGACGUGGAAACCAGAAAACAGAUUGGAACCCUACAGAAAAGAAUUCAAGAACUGGAAACCGAAAAUUCAGAGUUAAAGCAACAGCUUCAAGAUCUUGAAGAGCAGCUGAUGAUCGCUCAUGUGCCGCCACCGCUGCACAUAAACUCAGCCAAUGAAGCGUACAUGCUGCAGAGGCCCUCCUCUCUCUUCUGGUGUCACAGCAUCUCCUGUCUGGAGAUCUCCUCUGUCACGCUCACUCCUAUGAGCUCGCCUGAGUCCAACUUGUCCAGCGGGCUACUAACUCCUCCACCUGCCAAACCCGCUCUCCUUGCUCCUAAGCCUACUGAGGGAUUCAGCAUCCCGCGGCCUCGCGCAGGGAGCAUCUGCAUGAAACCCCAGAUGUGUACAGAUGUUUUCGACAUGGUUCCCUUCUCCACUGUGACGCCGCUGGAGCCCGUCCUGGCCAGCAACGGCUGCCCACCCCCCCCACCGACCACAUUACCACCAGAUAUAAGGAAAGACCUGUUUGGUGCCGAGCCGUUUGAUCCGUUCACCUGCGGGUCGGCUGACUUUCCUCCAGAUAUCCAGUCCAAGCUGGACGAGAUGCAGCGUCAGAGAUGGAGGGGUUCAAAAUGGGACUAACCUUAGAGGGCACCGUCUUCUCUCUGGACCCGCUAGACAGCCGCUGCUGAUGCCAAGAAGAUGCUCUUUGUCGCAUACUUUUAACUCGUUUGUAUGAAGAAGUGCCAAAAUCCACUCCGAGGUUGAAUCAAGAUGUCACAGUUUUCAUCCUGAGGUUUAUAUGCAUUUGCAUUUAGAUUGUUGUUGUUGUUGUUUUUGUUUUGUUUUAUAUUUCAAAGGCAAACGUCAGAUCCACUAUAGAAAUGAACUAUUUUUGUAAAAACAAAAUGAAGUACUUUUGCUUGCACAGGCGAUGAGAGAUGUAAAUAGUCGAAUAUAUCCAACGGUACACUUUGUGGCAGAAUUUUCAUAUGACACAGUUUGUGUGUCUGCACCAUUUGAAGUCUGUAUUGUUAUCACAUUCCUGUUUGUAUGCCGAACACAAGCCGGCGAAGAUAAUAAAUGGAAUCUGUAUCAUUAACACAAACAUCACAUAGCUUAUUUUACUCAACAUUAGUAGACACAUGAUGUCGUUAAUUAAUCCAAUCUAUUGACUUUGAGUUUUUUUGUUUUGUUUUUUGCAUUUGACAAGUUUAGGUUGCCAUCUCAGUAUUUCUUGUCAUGUUUUUACUCGACCAUCAUUUUAGUCUCCUCUUCUCUUGCACCAGAAGGCACUUUUUUGGACUGCCUCUGUCCACAUACAGUACUACAUUAUUUUCCUUGUGGUUGCAUUGACUUUGCUGUUACAGAUAUUAAAGAACAUUUUCCUGCAAAAAAUA
Etheostoma cragini (Arkansas darter) is the source of this 2155-nucleotide messenger RNA. RefSeq names its product GULP PTB domain containing engulfment adaptor 1a (gene gulp1a). The record is from RefSeq and is a predicted model, not a curated record. Bases 303 to 1397 code for a protein of 364 amino acids. The transcript is spliced from 14 exons. NCBI's taxonomy places the organism in Eukaryota, Metazoa, Chordata, Actinopteri, Perciformes, Percidae.